Messenger RNA from Ilex paraguariensis (yerba mate), 399 nucleotides. The record is from the annotation of a GenBank genome assembly. NCBI's taxonomy places the organism in Eukaryota, Viridiplantae, Streptophyta, Magnoliopsida, Aquifoliales, Aquifoliaceae.
AUGGCUACAAACUUGAAACCAAUGCCAUGGUUUUCUCAGCAACACCAUGGUGAAGCUUUGGCCCCAUAUUGCAAUAUAUGGAUCCAAACAGAUCUUAGUAGGAGGAAGAGUUUUGAUUUGAUGAGAAAAGUAGAGUGUUUGGGAGUGGGGAUAAGUGAGAGGAAAAGGUUGUUUCUGAGGUGUUGCAAAAAUGGUGAUUUUGGGAAUGGAUGGAAUUGGAUGUCUGAGACUGAGGAGUUUGUGAAGAUAAUGAGAGAAGCUCGUCCAUAUUUUCAGGCACAUAAAGGCAAUACAUUCGUCCUCAUAUUAUCCGCAGAAAUUGUUGACAGUCCUUUCUUGGGUUCCAUACUCGAGAGAGAAGGCUUCAAAGAGAAAAACGAUAAUAAGCAGCGUGCUUAG